CCUAGGCCGUAGUUCGAUGAUCGACCUUGUGGUCGUGUCAUCGGAUUUGCGGCCGCAUGUUCUGGACACUCGGGUGAAGAGAGGGGCGGAGCUGUCAACUGAUCACCACCUGGUGGUGAGUAGGCUCCGAUGGUGGGGGAAGAUGCCGGUCCGUCCUGGCAGACCCAAACGUAUUGUGAGGGUUUGUUGGGAGCGUCUGGCGGAAUCCCCUGUCAGAAGGAGUUUCAACUCCCACCUCCGACAGAGCUUUUCCCAUGUUCCGGGGGAGGCGGGGGACAUUGAGUCCGAGUGGACCAUGUUCCGUGCCUCUAUUGUUGAGGCGGCCAAUCUGAGUUGUGGCCGUAAGGUGGUUGGUGCCUGUCGUGGCGGCAACCCCCGUACUCGCUGGUGGACACCAGCAGUAAGGGAUGCCGUCAAGCUGAAGAAGGAGUCCUAUCGAGCCUUUAUGGCCUGUGGGACCCCAGAGGCAGCUGACGGGUAUCGAUUGGCCAAGCGGGCCGCGGCUUCGGUGGUCGCCGAGGCAAAAACCCGAGCGUGGGAAGAGUUCGGUGAGGCCAUGGAAGCCGACUUCCGGACGGCUUCGAGGAAAUUCUGGUCCACCAUCCGACGUCUCAGGAGGGGGAAGCAGUGCACCACUAACACUGUAUACAGUGGGGAUGGGGCGCUGCUGACUUCGACUCGGGACGUUGUGAACCGGUGGGCAGAGUACUUCGAAGACCUCCUCAACUCCACCAACACGCCUUCCUUGGAGGAAGCAGAGCCUGGGGACUCUGAGGUGGGCUCUCCUAUCUCUGUGGUUGAAGUCACCGAUGUGGUUAAAAAGCUCCUCGGUGGCAAGGCCCCAGGGGUGGAUGAGAUCCGCCCGGAGUUCCUCAAGGCUCUGGAUGUUGUGGGGCUGUCCUGGUUGACACACCUCUGCAACAUCGCGUGGUCAACAGGGAGAGUGCCUCUGGAUUGGCAGACCGGGGUAGUAGUCCCUCUUUUUAAAAAGGGGGACCGGAGGGUGUGUUCCAACUACAGAGGGAUCACACUCCUCAGCCUCCCUGGUAAGGUCUAUUCAGGGGUGCUGGAGAGGAGGGUCCGUCAGGAAGUCGAGCCUCAGAUUGAGGAGGAGCAGUGUGGUUUUCGUCCCGGCCGUGGAACAGUGGACCAGCUCUACACCCUUAGCAGGGUCCUGAGGGUAUGUGGGAAUUCGCCCAACCAGUCUACAUGUGUUUUGUGGACUUGGAGAAGGCGUUUGACCGUGUCCCUCGGGGAGUUCUGUGGGGGGUGCUUCGUGGGUAUGGGGUACCGAACCCCCUGAUACGGGCUGUUCGGUCACUAUACCACCGAUGUCAGAGUUUGGUUCGCAUUGCCGGCAGUAAGUCGGAAUCGUUUCCAGUGGGGGUAGGACUCUGCCAAGGCUGCCCUUUGUCGCCGAUUCUGUUCAUAACCUUUAUGGACAGAAUUUCUAGGCGCAGCCGAAGCGUUGAGGGGGUCCGUUUUGGGGGCCUCAGUAUUACAUCCCUGCUUUUUGCAGAUGAUGUGGUGCUGUUGGCUCCUUCAAACGGGGCUCUCCAACUCUCACUGGAGCGUUUCGCAGCCGAGU
Hippocampus zosterae (dwarf seahorse) is the source of this 1588-nucleotide messenger RNA. RefSeq lists its product as uncharacterized. The transcript is spliced from 3 exons. The coding region runs from base 17 to 1303 and encodes 428 amino acids. The record is from RefSeq and is a predicted model, not a curated record. NCBI's taxonomy places the organism in Eukaryota, Metazoa, Chordata, Actinopteri, Syngnathiformes, Syngnathidae.